Messenger RNA from Camellia sinensis, 964 nucleotides. The record is from RefSeq and is a predicted model, not a curated record. NCBI's taxonomy places the organism in Eukaryota, Viridiplantae, Streptophyta, Magnoliopsida, Ericales, Theaceae.
AAUUCCAUCGGAAUCAUCAGAUCUGGAGAUCUAGUCAGUCUCUCUGUGUCUCAAUUCCAUCGCAAUCAUCACUCGGUUGAUGGAAAAUGGAGUACAUAGACAACUUGCCAGCCAUGGAUCCGAUGCGCUCCCAGAAGAUGACUUUCGUUCAGCUCAUUGUCCCCGCCGAGUCCUCUCACCGUGCCGUCUCUUACCUCGGCGAACUCGGCCUCCUUCAAUUCCGAGACUUGAAUGCUGAUAAAAGCCCUUUCCAGCGAACAUUUGUUAAUCAGGUGGAAUGAUAUCUACUACAGUCUCCUUUUAUCAUUUUUAUUUUCAUGUUUUUGGGAGUCAUUUCACAGGUAAAAAGAUGUGCAGAAAUGUCAAGAAAGCUACGGUUUUUCAAAGAUCAAAUACAAAAAGCCAGUCUAAUGUCUUUUGCUCAUCCUGCUAUGCUAGAACACGUGGAAUUGGAGGAAUUAGAGAUACAACUUGCUGCGUGAACAUGAGUUGAUUGAAAUGAACCAUAACAUUGAGAAACUACGACAAACGUACAAUGAGCUGCUAGAGUUCAAGAUGGUACUGCAGAAGGCAAGUGGUUUCCUUGUUUCAAGUAAGAGCCAUGCAGUUGCAGAGGAAAGAGAGUUAGAUGAUCAUGUGUACUCUAAUGAUGACUAUGCAGAUACAGCAUCUUUACUUGAACAGGAGAUGCGACAUGAGCCAUCAAAUCAAUCUGGUUUAAGAUUUAUUAGUGGCAUUAUCAGUAAAUCCAAACUUCUUAGGUUUGAGCGAAUGUUGUUUCGUGCGACAAGGGGCAACAUGCUUUUCAAUCAGGCACCAGCUGAUGAACCAAUUUUGGAUCCUGUAACAACUGAAAUGGUCAUCUUUUUCCUUAUUUCGAUUAUUACUUUUUGGGAAAAAUCUUAUCUCAAUUUAUUCUUCAUUAGAACUUACAAUAUGAAAAUAUGAAAAGUGAUUAUAAUAU